This is a messenger RNA of Cuscuta epithymum, 407 nucleotides long. The record is from the annotation of a GenBank genome assembly. NCBI's taxonomy places the organism in Eukaryota, Viridiplantae, Streptophyta, Magnoliopsida, Solanales, Convolvulaceae.
AAAAAGUUUCGUUAAAUCAAUAUUUUCAGUUCUAUCUAUAUGUUUAUUUCCUAACGUUGUCUAGAGAUAUUAUUUUCGGUGGCGAAGUGUCGCUCGCCAGAUCUAUAUUCCCCGCCAUCAUCGGUCGGGUGUUCUUGUGUGCUAGUAAGAGGUUUGUAUUGGCUUCUUUAUCAAUCAUGAAUCAGGAUUUCUUCUGCAUCGAUAUAGAGGCCGAUCGCCCCCCUCCUGAACCACCGCCAAUCCAAGAAGAUGACAUUGGAUGGAUUGCUUUCUUUCCGGUGGCUGGUCAAACCGGAACAAUUUCUGCACUUGGCUCCUUACCGGUGGCUGGAAAAACCGACAAGUUCAAUAAUUCCUUUUCGGUGGCUGGUCAAGCCGAACCCAUUUUGAGUAGCAUGAGUAGACAC